Ostreococcus tauri is the source of this 2037-nucleotide messenger RNA. Its product is annotated as EGF-like, conserved site. The record is from RefSeq and is a predicted model, not a curated record. Bases 1 to 2037 code for a protein of 678 amino acids. Gene Ontology annotation, molecular function: glycosyltransferase activity. The transcript has a single exon. NCBI's taxonomy places the organism in Eukaryota, Viridiplantae, Chlorophyta, Mamiellophyceae, Mamiellales, Bathycoccaceae.
AUGGCGACGCCGACGACGGCGCGCGACGGGCGAUUGGCGCGAUGGAUGAUCGCGAGGACGACGACGACCGUGCGCGCGGCCGCGGGACGGGUGGCGUACGGCGCGCGAGGCGAGGACCGGAGGCGCGCGGCGACGCGCGGGACGACGCCGCGACGCGCGGCGGCGGCGGCGGCGCCGACGACGGGCGCGUCGCUCGGCGCGUGCGCGCACGGGUAUCGAUCUGCGUCCGAUCCCGAACUCGGGUGCGUGUGCGGUCACGGGUACACCGGCGAACGUUGCGAAAUCGACUCCAUACCUUCGUGCGAUAGGAGUGAGACGUUGACGUGUGCGUAUGUGUUUAGUAACUGGGGCGACGUGUUCAAUUACCAGAGUUGCGCUUGCGUGAGCGAAUGCGAAAAAGUUUUGAAGCGAGAACACAAUCUUACGGACGAUGAAUGGUGGAGAGUUUCGCGAGAAAGGCCAGAAAAUGCGCGAGUUUGCGUCGACAGUAGAGGGAGGAAAGUGGAUAUGUUCACGCGCGAGGUCGUCGCGGAUCCAAGAGAGAUUAAAGACAAGGAUAUGGGCAUGCACCAUCACAACGUGUGCACGCACAACUGUUUCGGGCGGGGCGCGUGCAAGGAUCGCGUUUGCUAUUGUGAACCCGGACGGUUCGGCUUAUUGUGCCAGUUCGACGCAGAAGAUGUUUUGCCCGACACAAUUCAGGCGUCCGUGGGUACGAAACUUGAUGGAAAACGCGAAAUGCGAAUAGAGUAUUACGACGGGUUGUCGUCUCACGCACGCAUUCCGCUCUUCACCAAGGCGUUUUACUUAGACAUUAAGAAGGAACAUCUCGGCGAAGACGACCUACACGAGCAGUCACACAUUGAGGCUUCAAUGUACGCCACAGCAGUGCAUUUAGCAGAGACAAUCGUCGAGGAUCGCUGGAAACGAACUUUGCUGACGCCUCGGUCAGGGACGCACAGGUUCAUUCCAUUCUUUCCCACAAACAUAGGGGCUAACGUGGGCAGUGUGGAACUCUAUCUCCCGAAUGUCGUCAGACAGUUACCUAACAACGACGGCGACGACGAUCCUUGGUACAUUUUCGUGAGCAUGCAAGAUCGAGGCUUCUGUUCGAUCGACCGCUUGCGUGGGAUGCUUCCGCCGCGCUCGAUCGUGGUGCAUAGUUUCGGUUGGCAGAGGUUUCCGGGUGCUCAAGACACGAAAGCAACGGCGAGAUGUCACCAACCAGACUUUGACGUCGUUAUUCCAGCGCGUCGACACCCAAACCAAGCCCCGUUUGACGAGAAAGAUUUUGAUCCUUCCUCGAAAAAUGGGCCUAUGCUCUUCUUCAACGGUGGCGUCAGAAAGAAGGCCGACCAAUGCUCGGGUGAAAGGCUAUUGCAGAACAGAUUAAGUUGCAUGGAUGAGUACAGCCAAGGCGUUCGGAUGUACGUCGUCGACACGUUCCAAAACGUGAGUGGUUUCAGCAUAAACGAACCGCACGGUGGCGACUCGUGGUCCCGAGAGACCAUGAAGACGGCGAAAUACUGCCUUGUCGCAGGCGGCCAUGGGUUCGACAUGCGUUUGGUGGAUGGCAUCGCUCGAGGUUGUGUGCCGCUACUCACGGCGAUUCAGAUGAGUUAUCCGUACGAUAACGUCUUGGACUAUUCGAAAUUCGCCCUGAACAUUGGUGACAGAUGGGGUGAAACUAGUGAUAAACUCCAGGAUUUGCCCAACACGCUGGAAAAAGCUUACGCAAAGGGCGAUCACGGCGACAUGGUUCGACGUCUGCGGUAUGUUCACGAAGUAUACAUCAUGGAGGAUGAACUGACCGAUGAAGAGUACCGAGAAGCGCACCCGAACAACGUCACCGAUGCUGGUCUUGCGACUGCCUUAGCUUCUAUCGCGAUGGUCACAAACGUCGUCUUACCGCCGUAUUUCCGAACGACGCUGUGUCAUGUGGCGUACGACUUUCUGGACGGGCGAGGACACGAGAUAUUUAAGAAGGAUGCGCUCGAUUCGUUUCACUGUUCACAAGCGGAGCGACGAGCGGUGUAA